Molecule: messenger RNA, 1613 nt
Organism: Oryzias latipes (Japanese medaka)
Lineage: Eukaryota; Metazoa; Chordata; Actinopteri; Beloniformes; Adrianichthyidae
Gene: pthlhb
Product: parathyroid hormone-like hormone b
Biological process (GO): bone mineralization
Cellular component (GO): extracellular region
Molecular function (GO): hormone activity
Source: RefSeq, a predicted model, not a curated record
UAGAGCUUGCAUCUUCACCAAAGUGGAUUUUCUCUCAGUUGCUCUUCUCAGACCGACUCACACAGGCUGGACCGAUUUCCUCAGCUCCGUUCUGUCCCAGAGAGGAUGCUUCAUUCAGACUCUUCAUGAGAUCACGGCAGAGCAGAGCAGAGUUGCUGCUCUGCAGCUGAUGGGCUGCGCUCCUUCUAUCUUUAUCCCUCUUUCAAUUUGGACACCGAGGAGAAAUAAAUAGCUCAACACACACUGUUGGGAGGCAAAUGAAUGGAGGAGACUCAUGGGGAAUUUCCCAAGGCUGUAUUUACACCAAUGGACCUGGACACAAGAUCUGAAUGGACCAAACUGCAUUUAGCAGAAUAGCUUUAUCAUUUUGUAACUAUUUUUUUAUUAACAGAAGACUAUUGAUUUGGACAUUUUGUGGGCUUUCAUCUAAAGGGAAAAUAAAGAAAUCCAUUCUAUGUUUGGCUCAAGCAUGUGCUCUUUAGUAUUGAUUCAUCAGUGGAGUCUGGCUGUGUUCUUGCUGUUCCCUCCAGUGACUCUCGAUGGGAGACCAGUUGAUGCACUUAAUCACAGAACGAGGAGGUCAGUGAGCCACGUCCAGCUGAUGCACGACAAAAGCAGAUCCAUGCAGGAGUUCAGACGGAGCAUGUGGCUGCAUGAGCUGGUGGGGGAGGUGAACACCGCUGAUCGGCACGCACCACCCGUACAGAGCAGAACUCCUACACAAACUUUCAGCGGAAACUUUCCACAUCAGAAGUCCCCGGGGGCAACCAAGAACCUCCCUGAGAAGUUCAAGGAAGACAGGGAGGGUCCUAACCUCCCCCAGGAGACAAACAAGGCCAUGGCCUAUAAAGAAGACCCUCUUAAAGUUGCUACUAAGAGGAAAAAGAAGGCGAGGUUAGGCCGGCGUAGAGAGAGUGAGAAAAAGAGGAGGCGAGCGUGACCUGCCAUCACAAAGAGGCCAUGAGGGACAGAAAGGCCUGACAGAAAUAUCCCCGGGACCUUUUCCAUGGUGCUGCACUAAGACACUGACACUGACUGACUCAUGCCUGACAGGCGGUUUAUGGUGCCGGGGUUAAGCUUGUACUUUGUAUUUUUGUUUCUUCGCAUAUCUUUUUAGCCUCAUAUUUAUUUGGAGGACCUUCACACCUCUGUAACUCCAUUAUCCUUCAAAACUAUUCUUUUGGAAACGAGUAUUUAUUUCUUUUCCAUAACAACAAAAACAGGGGCACAAAGAGAUGUGCUCUUUUCAGUGAAUCAAAACAAACUUCUUGACUAACACAUGCAUCUGUCAUAAUUUAUUACACUUUAAGUAUGUAUAUUUAUUUUGUGAAUGUCUCAAGGUGCUGCUGACUAAAUUCCCUUAUGCACUUUAGUUCAAUUCUGUUCAUGUUCUUUUGUGGUUGGGUUACUGCUUUUCUGUCUUACUUCCCCAUCUGUCAUGGAGUCACAAGGUAUUAGAAGAAGCAUCAGACACACUCCCAUUAUUGCAUAAUGCUGUUGUUUUGAAAGAAUGAGCCAGAGUCGGGGCUCUCGGAUUCAUUGGUCUGCAUUUGCACUGAGGGAAUGCUGUAAAUGUUUCCAGUUAAUCAAGUAUUAAAAAUGUAGCCUUUUGA